GACGCGAAAUUUGUGGCACACUGAAAGCAUCAAUACUGAGCUCCGUUGUCUUGAGGAAGCAUGGAAUUUUCAGCGUUUCUAGUAUUCGCAGUCUGGACUUCAUCGACGACUUACUUGACGUUUGGUAAAGAGAGAGAGCGCGCGAUGGUGUUUCCAGACUACUACUUCUUUGCUGAAAGACGUUUGGUAAACCAUACCAUUGAUGAAAAACGCGUCAAGAACUUGGAUGACUGUGAACUCUUUUGCUACCUGAACGACGACUGUGUCAGUCUUAACUACAAAAAAGAUCCAGAAAAUGAUAAAACAGGUUACAACUGUCAACUAAAUAACGCCACGCAUCUGAAAUAUGACAGUGACUUGACAACUGAUGCCAAGUUUUAUUAUCGUGGCUCGAAGAACGCUUGUGAUAAGAGUCCCCAGUGCCAAAAUAACGCAACUUGCCAGUCUGGAUUUACAUUCAAGGGAUAUCGAUGCUUGUGUCCUUCUGGAUACAAGGGAGAACAUUGUGAAAAGGAUAUUGAUGAAUGCGAAGGAACCCUUGGAAAAUGCCACAAGGAGGCUGCGUGUAAUAACACACACGGAUCAUAUGUGUGCACAUGCAAACCUGGAUAUAUCGGAGAUGGACAGAAUUGUACAGAUAUUGAUGAAUGCGGCACGAGCCCUGGCAAAUGCCACGAGAAGGCUGCGUGUAAUAAUACACACGGAUCAUAUGUGUGUACAUGUGAACCUGGAUUUAUCGGAGAUGGACAGAAUUGUAUAGACGUUGACGAGUGUAAAGGAAAUCACUCUUGUCACGAGAAUGCAAACUGCACCAACACCAUUGGAUCACAUGAAUGCUACUGUCAGCUUGGAUAUACUGGAAAUGGACAAAAUUGCACAGACAUUGACGAAUGCAGUGAAGCUCAUCCUUUGAAAAUGAACGAAUGUCAUCCGAAUGCCUCUUGUAUUAAUACUCAGGGCUCAUACAACUGCUCUUGUAAUCCCACAUUCAUUGGGAAUGGUUUUGAAUGCAAAGCCGAUCCUUGCCAUCAUUACUCAAACCUGAGUGAAGCCAGUCGAAAUACAAAAACAACACAAUCUGGAGGUUUGUUUUGUGACAACAAACUUCCUAAGGGAUGGUAUCGUUUUGUGGGACAUGCAGGAACAAGAAUGCCAACAGAGCGUGUGCCAGCAUUCAGAUGUGGUACAAAAUGGUCAGGCUGGUUGGUUGAUGCCCAUCCUACAGUGGAAGAUGGUGAAGUUUAUAAGAUGGUCUGCUUUAGCGAUCGCCCUGCUACCGGAGGUUGCAAAUAUAAAAUCAGAAUUUCAGUUAAAAAUUGUGGAUCUCACUUCAUCUACAACCUUCAUCACCCACCUGCUUGUAGCUCGCGCUACUGCGGUACAGACUAA
This is a messenger RNA of Pocillopora verrucosa, 1389 nucleotides long. Lineage: Eukaryota; Metazoa; Cnidaria; Anthozoa; Scleractinia; Pocilloporidae. The record is from RefSeq and is a predicted model, not a curated record.